AUGCGUCUAUCAUUAAGUUACGCAGCUUCAAAUGGAUACAGAAAUAGUUCUGUUCAUAUAUAUCUAUCUGCUUACGUCUAUCUAUCUGUUCUUAUCUAUCUAUUUAUAUCUAGCUAUCUUUUCAUGUCUAUCUACCUGUUCACAUCUAUCUAUUUAUAUCAUUUAAGAAUAAAAUUAUCUAUCUAUCUAUCUUUGUUCAUUGUCUAUUUGUCUAUCUAUAUUUGUUCAUUGUCUAGCUAUCUAUCUUUGUUCAUUGUCUAUUUGUCUAUCUAUAUUUGUUCAUUGUCUAUCUAUCUAUCAUUGUUCAUUGUCUAUUUGUCUAUCUAUAUUUGUUCAUUGUCUAGCUAUCUAUCUUUGUUCAUUGUCUAUUUGUCUAUCUAUAUUUGUUCAUUGUCUAUCUAUCUAUCUUUGUUCAUUGUCUAUUUGUCUAUCUAUAUUUGUUCAUUGUCUAGCUAUCUAUCUUUGUUCAUUGUCUAUUUGUCUAUCUAUAUUUGUUCAUUGUCUAUCUAUCUUUGUUCAUUGUCUAUUUGUCUAUCUAUAUUUGUUCAUUGUCUAUCUAUCUAUCUAUAUUUGUUCAUUGUCUAUCUAUCUAUCUAUCUUUGUUCAUUGUCUAUUUGUCUAUCUAUAUUUGUUCAUUGUCUAGCUAUCUAUCUUUGUUCAUUGUCUAUUUGUCUAUCUAUAUUUGUUCAUUGUCUAUCUAUCUAUCUAUCUUUGUUCAUUGUCUAUUUGUCUAUCUAUCUUUGUUCAUUGUCUAUCUAUCUAUAUUUGUUCAUUAUCUAUCUAUCUAUCUUUGUUCAUUGUUUAUUUCUCUGUUUAUAUUUGUUCAUUGUCUAUUUGUUUAUCUAUAUUUGUUCAUUGUCUAUCUAUCUAUCUUUGUUCAUUGUUUAUUUCUCUGUCUAUAUUUGUUCAUUGUCUAUCUAUCUUUGUUCAUUGUCUAUUUGUUUAUCUAUAUUUGUUCAUUGUCUAUCUAUCUAUCUAUCUAUCUUUGUUCAUUGUCUAUUUGUCUAUCUAUUUAUCUCUACUACUGUUUCCUCAUGCUGUCACCCGCACUUCACCCCCCCCCAUUUUACUAUUGUCCUUCCCUUCCUCAUCCCCCACUCUCUCCUCGCCUCUUUGCCACAGUUUCUUACUUUGUCGCUGUCACCUUUCUGUAGCAGCAGCAGCAGCUUCAGCAUGUUUCUGUCUACUGCAAUAGCGACCAAGUGUUUCUUCUUCGUUUUCAGCAUCUGUUUUCAUCUUCCCUGUCUCUGUGAACUCGGUGUUUUCUCCCUCCCCCUUUCUCUCUCUUUUUUUUCUCCUUUUCUUUUCUUUUGUCUUUUUCAUUUGCUCUCUCCUUUUCUUUUUUCUCCCUCUUUCUUUUUCUCUCUCUUUUUCUCCCUCCCUAUCUCAUUCCCUACCAAUUCGUUAUAUAUUUUAGUUCAUCUCUCUUCUUCUCCCACUGUUAUUUUUUUUCUCUUGUUCUUUCUUUGUGUAUAUCGCUAUUUCUUCUCACUCUUUCUCUGCAAUAAGCCAGUCUCUAGUUUUUACUCUCUUUCUUUCUCUUUAUUCAUGUUAAUCAAUUCUCUUUCUUUAUCUCUGCCUAAUUAUUCUCUUGUUCUCAUUCUUAACUAA
Acanthosepion pharaonis is the source of this 1611-nucleotide messenger RNA. NCBI's taxonomy places the organism in Eukaryota, Metazoa, Mollusca, Cephalopoda, Sepiida, Sepiidae. The record is from the annotation of a GenBank genome assembly.